AUGAAGGCUUUCGUUGCUCUCGCCGCCGUCUUGGCGCCCCUUACUGAGGCGCACUACAUCUUCAACCGUCUUAUCGUCAACGGUGCAUCUAUUGGUGGCGAGUAUGCCUAUACACGCAAGAAUAGCAACUCGUACAACCCAGCAUUCACCAACGAGCUGAUGAACUCAAAUGACCUGCGGUGCAACAAAGGUGCUAAGGCCGGAGGCGUUCCAACCUACAGUGUAAAGGCCGGCGACAAGAUCGGUUUCAAGCUCUUCAACAAUGAGUUUAUUGAGCACCCCGGCCCGGGCUUUGUCUACAUUUCCAAGGCACCCGGCUCUGUCGCCGAGUAUGACGGCUCAGGUGACUGGGUGAAGGUUAUGGAGAAUGGUCUAUGCAACCCAUCUUCCCCAGGCAAUGACGGCUCGUGGUGCAGCUGGCAGAAAGACCGGCUUGAGUGGACCAUCCAGAAGAACAUCCCGGCGGGCGAGUACCUGGUGCGAGUCGAGCAUAUCGGUCUCCACGAGGCGCACCAAGGCAAGGCUCAAUUCUACAUCGAGUGCUUCCAGCUCAAAAUCGAGAGCUCCGGCACCGGAACUCCCGGACCUGCGGUCAAGAUCCCCGGCCUUUACAAGGCUUCAGACCCUGGCAUCGCGUUCAACAAGUGGAACAACCCCAAGUCAUACACCAUGCCUGGACCCAAGAUGUGGGAUGGAAACUAG
This is a messenger RNA of Neoarthrinium moseri, 702 nucleotides long. RefSeq lists its product as uncharacterized. The record is from RefSeq and is a predicted model, not a curated record. The coding region runs from base 1 to 702 and encodes 233 amino acids. The transcript is spliced from 2 exons. Lineage: Eukaryota; Fungi; Ascomycota; Sordariomycetes; Amphisphaeriales; Apiosporaceae.